AUGCGGCUACAGCAUAUUGACGCUAAUGUUAUGUACACAGUGAUGUGUUACUCGCAAGUAUUCAUUUGUGCUUCGCUGGCAGUCAUUAGCUGUCACAAGCGGAGAGCAGAAGUAUCCGAAAAGACGGAAGUCACUGCAAAGGGGGCUAGCAGCGCGUCAGAGAUUGUGGAAGUAACAGCAAAAUCAAAUCGUGCGGACUGGAAUAAUGCACAGGACACGCACCCAUCCGUGACGUCCGACAAAAGCAAAGAGACACAAAUUUCUAAACCAAAUUUGGGGAAAGCGACCAGUGAUCAGCAAGCAAGUAGUUCAGAACCUAAGAAAGCUGAAAUCAGUGCAGACGUCAAACUACCACCUGUCGGAUCUUCAGAUUCAGCACAUAAACAAGCAGAGACGCCUAAAGAUAGUGCUUUGAAAAAGGAUGACAUAAAAAGCAAAGAAGGAAAGAAACAUGUAUUUGUACUUGAAACAUUGAGUUUUCUGAAGACUGAACGAAAAGAUGCUGAUGAUAAGAAAGCGGAAGAUGAAACAGUCAACGACGCUCCUUCUCUGACUAAAAUCAACAUCUCCAAAGCAUCCGAAGAAAUGAUCUCAAUCCAGACUAAAAAGGAAACCCCAAAAGGUGCCCAAUUUCCAAAGCCAAAGGAAGGUUUUGAUGACUCGAAAUUGUACGCCUUGCAAAGGACGAUGGCCAGUCAUAGUGAUGGCACGUUAAAACAACUCGCUGUGAAGAAAACACCGUAUCCAAGCGCAGAGUUAUAGCUAGCUUACUUUACCAAUUAUUUUGAGCACAAUUACACAUGAGACAUGUCGAAU
This is a messenger RNA of Cylicocyclus nassatus, 816 nucleotides long. The record is from the annotation of a GenBank genome assembly. NCBI's taxonomy places the organism in Eukaryota, Metazoa, Nematoda, Chromadorea, Rhabditida, Strongylidae.